GUGGCUACGCCUGUUGAAUUAGAAAUAAUGGAUAUCAUGAUCUGCAAGCAGAUAGAGUUCUUUUCAUUUACCUUUCAGUUUUCAAUACAAUACAAUACCAUACAAUACAAUUUACCUUUCAGUUGUAGCACUUCCGUAUUGUUAUUGAUUGAUUUUGAUGAUGUUCAUGUUUGUAAAAUAUUUUUUUCGCCUUCACCAGGUGUUCUUUCAGUCAACGACCUUUGCAGGUAGGUUCUUGCAGCUGCUGUUCGAAAACAGAUUUUCUUUUUCGAAAAUUUACCUAGCGGCGUAGCUACUUGUUUCUGUUUGGUUACAUCUUCCCCACUUCUACUUACCAUUGUGGUGCAGGUUUUUCUAUAGAUAUGUUUCCUAGUUGUCUAGUUCAGUAUACGAAGGUUUGCGCGUUUAGUACAUCACUUGUCUCGCUAGUCGCGCCGUCGUUUGUAUCAUUCGUUUUUUCUUCCCGAUUAGUUUUCCUCUCUCAUUGUUGCGAACCUCUACAACGCCUCAUUAGCAGUCUGCAC
Amoebophrya sp. A25 is the source of this 524-nucleotide messenger RNA. Lineage: Eukaryota; Dinophyceae; Syndiniales; Amoebophryaceae. The record is from the annotation of a GenBank genome assembly.